Messenger RNA from Peronospora farinosa, 432 nucleotides. The record is from the annotation of a GenBank genome assembly. Lineage: Eukaryota; Oomycota; Peronosporomycetes; Peronosporales; Peronosporaceae.
AUGUUGAACCGUCCUAACCCCCAGGGUUUCCAGCCCUUUCGGCUAAGUAACGACAUCCCCGUUGUUGUGUUCCACAACAAUGCAAUCCCAACAACCAUUACCUACGCCUCAGCUUCUUCUAGUGAAAGCGUAGACUGGCGCGAGGAGAUCCGCUGUCUACGCUCCAGCAACGUGGUGCUCAUUGAGCGCAUGCUGCGCAACCAUCGGCCACACGACAUACUGAACCACCUGCCUGAAAACAUAGACUGGCGAUCGAAGACAUUCAAGCUCGCGCUUAAAGUCGAGUGCCUCAUAUUAAAAUGGGCUACGACACGCGCCGACUACCUGAACGAGCGCACACUGCAUCACCGCGUUAAACGUUUGUGCCGUUGCCUGGUGCGAAGUCACAUGUGCAAGAACGCAAUGGCAAAGAAGAUUGCCAAGUGCUGCUAG